Molecule: messenger RNA, 5996 nt
Organism: Paramormyrops kingsleyae
Lineage: Eukaryota; Metazoa; Chordata; Actinopteri; Osteoglossiformes; Mormyridae
Gene: man2a2
Product: mannosidase, alpha, class 2A, member 2
Biological process (GO): N-glycan processing; mannose metabolic process; protein deglycosylation
Cellular component (GO): Golgi membrane
Molecular function (GO): alpha-mannosidase activity; carbohydrate binding
Source: RefSeq, a predicted model, not a curated record
AGCGAAGCUGUAGCGGGGAUGCGCCGAGUCCGGUGGAGCCCACCAGAGCCCAGCAGACCCCCCGGCGCGUCCCGCUGCUUUGCAGGCAGGACGUACGCCGGCCGGUCCGGCUAAGUCGAUGUGAAAGAUAGUACAGCCGCGAAACCGAGUGAAAAUAUAUAUAAAAAUAAAAGGCAAAAGCCGACUGGAAUUAGCUAGCUAGCGAGCUUGUCAGCCAGCCGGCGCAGAGCUCGACGCUGAACUCCAGUUUUAUUUUUAUUAAUCAGUUUGGAGAGAUUCUUGGUGAGAAUUUUAGAGAUAAUGUCAUGUCUGCCGGCGUUAAUAAGGUGCCUGAAUAUUGCAGCGAGAUCCGGGGGCUCCGUGAAUGCAGCGUGUGGCCUUGAGCUGCUCGGGCACGAUCCCGCAGGAUUGGGUGUCUGUCACAUUAUCGACCGGUCCACCUCUUCCUGGGACCUUCUGGAUCAAGCUUCGCUCUUGCACAGGAACAAAUCUUAAAGGGACAGAUUCAGGACCAAAAAUAAAUAUCCAAUUGAGCGUCAGCUCAUUACACUGAAAUUUGGUGUACUCUUGGAUUGAGACCAAGCCGGAGGAAAAGAGUUCUACUUAUAGCCAGAGAGAUUUGGGUUUGGGGCAGUGGGUGAGUUUUUAUACCGACAGACUCAGCAGGACACCGUGACAUCCAGUGUAUCUAACGAUCCGGAUUCUCCAGCGACUGAAAAGGAGUUCGACAAAGAGCUGCCGUAUCACAUUCAUCCGCUACAACUAGCCUGCUGCGUCUGCUGCUAAUGGCAGGUGCCUCAGCAGCAAACCGGGUGAAAAGGGAACUCUGUGUGCACUGGAUUGUACCCAGCGCUGCAGGUUGGACUUGCCCAGCCGAGUCGGGAGAGGGAACCCCACUCUCCACAGUUACAAAAGGCUCCCCAACUGGACUGUUUUGUUCAGAGAGCCUUUCCUGGCUCGCAGGUCUGGAUGAUCUCGCAUGAGUUCUGUGUCUUGGAAGACAAGUGGUGACAUUAGGUUGGCCGCAGCUGAAGGACGGCUUGUCUUUCCUUCGGAACAUCUUGCCUUGUAAUUUUUAUUUUUUAAUUCUCUCGCAAAAGUACCCAGUUUGGAGGACAGAUGCUCAUUACGGAAAGUUACUUUGAUUAAGAACACUCGCGGGCUUAAGGAUCUACCAUCACGCCUGAGCCAAGACUUUGUUUGGUGCUGGAGGGAGGGGUUUAAAAAAAUUGAUUCCUGCUGUUUACCCCUCCUUGGUGAAGCAGACAGGAAGUGCACGUCUGACUGGGGCGGCAGGACAGAAUGAAGCUGAAGAAGCAGGUGACCGUUUGCGGUGGGGCCAUUUUCUGCGUGGCCGUCUUCUCCCUGUAUCUGAUGCUGGAUCGCGUCCAGCAUGACCCAGCAAGGCGCCAGAACGCUGGCAACUUCCCCAAGAGCCAGAUCUCCGUGUUGCAGAACCGCAUCGAGCAGCUCGAGCAGCUCCUGGAGGAGAACCAUCAGAUCAUCAGCCACAUCAAGGACUCGGUGCUGGAGCUGACGGACACGGGAGCUGUGGCGCCCAGCGGCCAGCUGCCCUUCCGCAGUGCCAAUGGCUCCUGGGUUCUGCCGUUUGACGGACGGCCUGCCUUCCUCUCAGUCAUGCCGCAGGACUGUCAGUUUGCCCAGAGCAAGCGUAAAGACCCCGAAUUGCAGAUGCUGGAUGUGUACUCGCUGCUGAAGUUUGACAACAUGGACGGUGGGGUGUGGAAACAGGGCUUCGAGAUCACCUACGAGCCCAACGAGUGGGACUCUGAAGACCUGCAGGUGUUUGUGGUGCCGCACUCUCACAAUGAUCCAGGCUGGGUCAAAACGUUCGACAAGUACUACACUGACCAGACUCAGCACAUCUUGAACAACAUGCUGACCAAGCUGACUGAGGAUCCCCGGCGCAAGUUCAUCUGGUCCGAGAUCUCCUUCUUCGUCAAGUGGUGGGAGAGUGUGGACGCGCAGAAGCAGGAGGCCAUGCGCAGGCUCAUCCUCGGAGGCCAGCUGGAGAUGGUGACUGGAGGCUGGGUGAUGACUGAUGAGGCAAAUGUUCACUACUUUGCCAUGAUCGACCAGCUCAUCGAGGGCCAUCAGUGGCUGGAGAGACACAUAGGAUUGAACCCACGCUCCGGCUGGGCCGUUGACCCUUUCGGCCACAGUGCCACCAUGCCCUACCUGCUGAAGAGGGCUAACCUGACCAGCAUGCUCAUCCAGAGGGUCCACUACUCCAUCAAGAAGCACAUGGCUGCUACCCGCAAUCUGGAAUUCAUGUGGAGACAAGCGUGGGACCUGGGUUCCAGCACAGACAUCUUCUGCCACAUGAUGCCUUUCUACAGCUACGACGUCCCUCACACCUGUGGCCCCGAUCCCAAGAUUUGCUGCCAGUUUGACUUCAAGAGGCUGCCGGGCGGCAGGGUGAACUGCCCCUGGAAGGUGCCCCCUCGGGCUGUGGUUGAGGCCAACGUGGCAGAGAGGGCAAGCCUUCUUCUGGAUCAGUACCGGAAGAAAUCCAAGCUCUUCCGCAGCAAGGUGGUUCUGGUUCCCCUGGGAGACGACUUCCGCUAUGACAAAGCUCUGGAGUGGGAUCAGCAAUACCUCAACUACCAGAGACUCUUUGACUACAUGAACUCCCAUCCAGAGAUGCACGUGCACGCUCAGUUUGGGACGCUGACUGAGUACUUCAACGCUGUCUACAAAGCAAAAGGAGUGACACCGGGGACUAGACCCCCCGACUACCCGGUGCUGAGUGGAGACUUCUUCGCUUACGCCGACCGGGAGGAUCACUACUGGAGUGGAUACUACACCUCACGGCCCUUCUACAAGAACUUCGACCGUGUCCUGGAGUCCCACCUCAGGGGAGCUGAGAUCCUUUACAGCCUGGCCGUGGCUCAUGCCCGCCACCUGGGCAUGGAGGGCCGGUACCCCGUCUCGGACUACGCCCACCUGACCGACGCCCGCCGGAACAUUGGCCUUUUCCAGCACCAUGAUGCCAUAACGGGCACCGCCAAGGAGAUCGUUGUCAUUGACUACGGGGCCAGGCUUUUGCGGUCCCUCAUCGGUUUGAAGAAGGUGAUCAUAAACGCGGCUCACUUCCUCACGCUGAAGAAUAAAGACCUGUACCGUUUCUACCAGACGGAGCCUUUCUUGGAGACGGACGAGCGGCGAGCGACACAGGACUCCCUCCCCCAGCGCACGCUGAUUGAGAUGGACCCAUCGCCAAGGUACCUGGUGGUGUUUAAUCCGGUGGAACAGGAGCGGCUAUGCCUGGUGACCAUCCUUGUGAACUCGCCUCGGGUGCGGGUCCUCACGGAGGAUGGGCAGAGCCUCGCAGCCCAACUCAGUGCUCAGUGGAGCUCCCCCACGGAGAUGAGCUCCGACGGGUACCAGCUCUCCUUCACGGCUCGACUCCCUGCCCUUGGCCUCUCCGUGUUCCACCUGUACGACUCUGCCGACUCGCCCCUGACACUGCGCUCUGACUCCCUCCUGCGGCUGAGCGGGCGGACGCAGGCCGGCCGGGCCGUGGACCCCCUACAGCUGCGCACGCAGGCUGCAGACGACCACAGAUUCUACAUCCGCAGCCGAAGCCUCACGCUGGGCUUCUCCGGAGCCACGGGCCUCCUGGAGACAAUCCGGCGAACGGGCGACCCUCAGGAAGUGAAGGUCCACAUGGAGUUCUUCAUCUAUGGCACCCGGCCAUCCAAGGACAAGAGCGGGGCUUAUCUCUUCCUGCCGGACGGAAAACCUAAACAUUAUACCCAGCGGCAGCCCCCAGUCGUCCGUGUGGUGGAGGGCCCCCUCUUCUCUGAAGUGGUUUCUCACCACCAGCACUUCCAGAUAACUGUCCGUAUUCACAACAUCCCAGGGGUGGACGGCCUCUCUCUGGACAUUACCACUAUGGUGGACAUCAGAGAUCAGGCCAACAAGGAGCUGUCUAUGCGCCUGGUCACUGACAUCCAGAGUGAGGACACCUUCUUCACCGAUCUCAAUGGCUUCCAGAUUCAGCCACGUCGCUUCUAUAAGAAGCUCCCCCUGCAGGCCAAUUUCUACCCCAUGCCCACCAUGGCUUACAUCCAGGACAGCCAGUACCGCCUCACCCUGCACACGGCCCAGGCGCUGGGGGUGACCAGCCUGGACAGCGGCCAGCUGGAGGUGAUCCUAGAUCGACGCCUCAUGCAGGACGACAACCGCGGGCUGGGACAGGGGCUGAAGGACAACAAGAGGACCGCCAACCGGUUCCGGAUCCUGCUGGAGAGGCGAGCCGGCGCUAACAAGGCACUGGGCAGUGACACAGUCAGCUUUCCCUCACUGCUGAGUUACAUGACUUCAGCCAUCCUGAACCACGAGGUCCUGGCACUGCCGGUGCUGCCCAAAAAGCGGGGCAUUCCCCCGCUGCGCACCUUCUCGCCGCUGGGGGGCACCCUGCCAUGUGAUGUCCACUUGCUGAAUCUGCGCAGCAUCCAGGGCCAGCAGGACAACAGCCCAUCCCCCCACACGGCCCUCAUUCUGCACCGCCGCGGUCUGGAAUGCUCCACCGAGGCCCAGAACCUGGGCUUCAACUGUAGCACCACGCAGGGCAGGCUGGCUGUCUCCAGCUUAUUCCAGGGCCUGGACCUCCACCUGCUCCAGCCGAUGUCCCUAUCCUUCAUGUAUUCCGGCAUGCCGCUCGCCAACACCUCCACCCUCAGGCUCGACCCCAUGGAGAUCUCCACCUUCCGGCUGAAGCUGCGUUAACCCGCAGGCCCGUCCGCAGACGGACCAGUGCCAAAAUGCACCCGCCCGCCCAACCUCUCACGCCGACCAGCCAGAUGACGACUCACCUUUCUGUGAAUGUGUAUAUAAACUGUUACGGAUGGGGACCGUCCCCUGGGUGAAAACUACUGCGACCCUGAGUAAGGGCAGCACCCGAUGGAAAGUCUGGUCUGGAGGAUCCUGAUAGGCCACGGGAAGAGACCGACAGUUCUCCAGAGCACAACUGGCACUACAACCCAUCUGACAGACCAGGAGCUGCUGGUUCUGUGAGGGACAUACUCUUCUGCUGCUCUUGGUGGUGUCUUUUUAAAUUUAAUAUCAGUCCUUUAGUCCGAAACCUCGGUGAGUGCAAUGUGGCAGCCGUCAUGAUGUGAAGGACACAGACUGAGGCGCGAGUGUGAACGGACGCUGUAAUAUUGCUCUGCUCUUCUGCUUUAGGAAACCUGGUCUAAAUAUGAAGUAAAUCCUGACUUAUGUCACCAUGUAGAAGUACAUCCAAAAGCUGCUGCGCCCCGUUUUCUUUCCCCCCGCACCGUGGGGUCGUGCUUAAGGUCAUGUUCGAUUCUCACUAUACUAGGUGUGGUUUUUCGCUGCACUGAGACCAGUGCAGCACAGGGUGGUUUGGUAGUUAAGUCACAGACGCAGUGCGGCUCUGCCCAUUGAAGCCUCGCCCCGGCAGGUCUGUCUCAGGCGUGACCCGAGGCUGUGAGGACUGCUGGGUCUGCAGUCAGAUGUCAGUCUGCACCCCGCCACUGCGGCGGCUGGGCCUUGUGUAUUAUUAUACCGUAUGCAGUAAAACAUGAUACCUCAUUGAAAGGUAGGACGCCGGGCAUGUUUAUGGUGAGCCUACUGUAGGUGGGGCGGGACAGACUUUGCGUGGGAGGGCGGAGGUGAGCUUGGCCCGUCAGCAGGCCCACACUGUAGGUGUCGGCUAUGCCCUGCCAAAGGGGCUGACAGGAAGUCCCCCGCCCCCGUGCUUAUCCAGCAGUCACAGUGUAUGCCCUGUCUGUCAUCCCCCACCCCCUCCCCAACCUUAUGGCUCACUUUGUUUAAAAAAAAAAAAAAAAAAACCUUCCCUUGUUGCUCCAGGUUUUGUUUAAGUAGAAGGAUCCCCCCCCCUACAUGUUCUUAUUUAUUGCUGGUGGUGUUUAUUAAAAAAAGGCAUAUAUGUAAGACAAAGCCAGCUUGCAGGAGCUGAAUUUGAAUAAAGUCACUAUAAGGCA